AUGUCCUUCUCCUUCGGCGCACCUGCCGCCAAACCCGCCUCAACCGGCUUCAGCUUCGGCGCACCACCCGCCUCAACCGCCCCAACCUCUUCCCUCUUCGGCGGCGCACCGGCCGCCUCCCAGCCCGCCGCCACCCCUUCCCUCUUCGGCGCAGCGUCCCAGCCCACUUCCGCGCCCUCGCUCUUUGGUCAGGCACCGACCUCGCAGGCGCCGACCACCUCGCUCUUUGGCCAGCCCGCCGCGUCGCAGCCCGGUGCCGCGCCGUCCCUGUUCGGCAGCACGGCGCCAAAGCCCCCCGGCAUGGGCCUGUUCGGCAGCACGACGACGCCGGCCCCGACCGGCGGCCUCUUCGGCCAGUCGAGCGCCGCGCCCGCGAGCGGCGGCCUGUUUGGCACCAGCGCCGCACCGCCAGCCGGCGGCCUCUUUGGUGCGUCGAGUGGCGCACCGGCGUCGGGCGGGCUCUUUGGCCAGCAGCAGCCGCAGCAGCAGCAGCAGCAGCAGCAGCAGCAGCAGCCGUCGACGGGCCUCUUUGGCCAGUCGCAGUCGGCCGCCACGUCGUCCCUGUUCGGCUCCAAGCCCGCCUCGUCGACGCUCGGCGGCGGCCUGUUCGGCGCGUCGACCUCGGGCCCGCCCCAGCAGCAGCAGCAGCAGCAGCAUCAGCAGCAGCAGGCGCCCGUCCCUCGCCUCGGCGACCCGCUCCCGCCGUCGCCCAACGAGCCGUCGAUCGAGUCGCGCCUCGAGGCCCUCAAGGCGGCGUGGGACCCGCAGUCGCCCAAGUGCCGCUUCCAGGCCUACUUCUACAACGAGCUGCCCCAGGGCCACUCGCGCGACAUGUACGCUCGCCCGGCGCCGGGCACCGACGAGGCGAGGUGGGACAAGGCGAGGAGAGAGAACCCGGAGCCCGAGCGCCUCGUCCCCGCACUCGCCGUCGGCUUCCCCGCGCUCGAGAAGCGCAUCGCGGCCCAGUCGUCGCGCACGGCGCAGCACGCGGCGCUCCUCGGCGAGCUGCACACGCACCUCGCGUCGCUCCAGUCGACGCACACGCUCACGACGAGCCUGCGCACGCUGCGCGCGCAGCAGACGGCCGUCGCGCUCCACGCGCGCCUGACGGCGCUCGUCGCGCGGGCGGCGGCGCUGUCACCGGCGCGUGCGGCCGGCUUGCGCGCCGACGAAGACGCGCUCCGGGUCGAGCUCGAGCGCGCGAGGGGCGAGGUGGACCGGGUGCGGGCCAAGGCGGGCGAGCUGUGGGCCGGCGUCGGUGCCGUCAAGAAGCGCAAGGAGGAGGGCGAGGGCGUCGAGUGGGCCGUCAGCGACGAGGAGGGCCUGCGGAGGGUGCUCGAGAUUCUGAGCAGCCAGCAGGCUGGGUUGGACCAUGUUUCGCGCACGGUGAGGAGCAUGGCGGGCGACGUGGACGUGAUGAACCAGGCGUUCGGGCUGCCGGCGACGAGGGUCGUGGCGGGGACGACUGCACGGGAAGGGCAGUAG
Rhodotorula graminis WP1 is the source of this 1485-nucleotide messenger RNA. RefSeq lists its product as uncharacterized. Gene Ontology annotation, cellular component: nuclear pore central transport channel; nuclear pore. Gene Ontology annotation, biological process: protein localization to nuclear inner membrane; NLS-bearing protein import into nucleus; nuclear pore organization. The record is from RefSeq and is a predicted model, not a curated record. NCBI's taxonomy places the organism in Eukaryota, Fungi, Basidiomycota, Microbotryomycetes, Sporidiobolales, Sporidiobolaceae. The coding region runs from base 1 to 1485 and encodes 494 amino acids. Gene Ontology annotation, molecular function: structural constituent of nuclear pore. The transcript is spliced from 5 exons.